Messenger RNA from Panicum hallii, 943 nucleotides. Its product is annotated as chaperone protein DnaJ-like. Lineage: Eukaryota; Viridiplantae; Streptophyta; Magnoliopsida; Poales; Poaceae. The transcript has 4 exons. Bases 93 to 710 code for a protein of 205 amino acids. The record is from RefSeq and is a predicted model, not a curated record.
AAGACAGGCGGGCUUGGCCCCUCGAUCCAGGCUUCCAUCACCUCGCCAUCAGCGAGGAGCGCACAGCUGACAACAGAGAGUUAGCAGCAGGCAUGGCAGGCGGGGGCACCGGGAAGGCGACCUGCUACGCGGUGCUGGGCGUGGCUCGUGACGCGUCCGCCGCCGAGAUCCGCUCCGCCUGGCGCCGCCUGUCCCUGAAAUGGCACCCGGACAAGCUGAAGGGGGCAGAAGAUCACUCUCGUCUGAAGGAGCAAGCCCUGGCCAGGUACCACGAGAUCCAGGAGGCCUACAAAGUGCUGUCGGACCCGUCGAGGAAGGCCAUGUACGACGCGGGCCUGCUCCUGCAGCAGCAGUUCGAUGCUGCCCACGGCCACGGCGGCGACAAGCGAUAUUUGAUCGCCAUGCAGGAGCGUCUUGGCGCCAGCAGCGAUACCGUGGACGAGCUGUCGGACAAGGUCCACAAGAUUGAGAUCAAGAGCUCCUCCUUGUCGGCUCGCACCGGACGGCCAGCCUGUGGACGGAUCAAUCUGUUCUUCACCUUCACCACCGCGGCGGCGCCCGACGCGGGGACCAGCCGCGGCGCUGCCGCCGGCCCCCGGUAUGCCCGAGGUGCAGGCUCCUCCUCGGCCCCGCCCCGCCGUGCUGCCCCGCGCAAGAUGCUACGACAGAAGAUGAUUGAGGCCAGGCUGCGGUGCGACCGCAAAGACUAGCUGCUCCGUUCGCCAGCCGGCGGCCCACCGUGCUGAGAGCUGGAGAAAAUAAUCGUAGCCUAGCCUAGCUUGCUCGCUCCUAUAUGCAUGUAUCCUAGCGCUGGCUACCAAAGCUGUCUGUCCAGCAAUGGUGGAUUACAUCUGGUACCCGUGAGUCCUGUAUAACAAGAGAGCUGUGCUAUGAAUCCGCCAGGCUGAUCGUGCUACCAGUGUGGCGUCACCCGAGGAGUAUC